AUGUCAUUGAUACAUGCCGCUGUCUCGAAUACUUUCCUGGUAUUCGGAGGAUUAGAUCUCACUGCUCCGUACUACGGGUUCUCACCAUUCAAUGACCAUAAUCGCAACGAUGGACAUUCUGUACACACCACCCCAGAAGCAAAGCUGCACGCUGCACGCACAAAACGACUAAAGUACUAUCACAGGAUAUUAUCAACACUAAACGGCGCCUUCAAUCUCGUACGCCAACGACACACAAAAGAUCUUCCGCCUCCAAGCCAGAGAUGGACCAUCGUCCAACCUCAUCCUCAUCCUCAGCUCGUGAUCUGUCUCCUGCACCAUUUGGCAGCAGCUGAGUGUAACAAUAGCACCACUUUAGCUGAAUGCCUGGAGAUUGUCCGAGAUGCCAAGGAUGAGCUAAUCGGUCUCGCCGUGUUACCUGGCCCUUAUGCAUACAUCGAGCAUAUUCUUGCGAAGUAUGUCACAACAAUACCUCGUGAAUGCUUCAAUAUCGAAACUGUCGACCGCAGCGACCCAGGUGAUCCUUCCGUAAUCGACGACGCCAUCCUGAAGGUCCAAGGUAUUUAUGAGAAGGUGUUCCUUGGUCAAGAUUCAAUUUUAGAUAUGUGUGGAGUAUGUGACGAGUGGAGGGCUGCAGAUGAAGUCUGCCAGGCAAUUUGUCGUGUAAUUACAUACCUGGAGGAUGUCUCAUGGAAUGUCAGCCAGGGUAGCACUCAUCUUGCAAUCGCGCAUGUAGGUCAAACGUUAAAGUAUCAGAAGGAUAGACACAUUGACAUGUACGCGUAA
Molecule: messenger RNA, 786 nt
Organism: Suillus fuscotomentosus
Lineage: Eukaryota; Fungi; Basidiomycota; Agaricomycetes; Boletales; Suillaceae
Exons: 6
Coding region: 1-786 (261 amino acids)
Source: RefSeq, a predicted model, not a curated record